Messenger RNA from Ictidomys tridecemlineatus (thirteen-lined ground squirrel), 3667 nucleotides. RefSeq names its product RBBP8 N-terminal like (gene Rbbp8nl). The record is from RefSeq and is a predicted model, not a curated record. NCBI's taxonomy places the organism in Eukaryota, Metazoa, Chordata, Mammalia, Rodentia, Sciuridae.
CCCACAUGCCCGGCACACAGUGACCAGGGCUUGGGAGCCAUGGAGAGCUUCACAGAGUCGCUGAACAGGCUGAAGGACGUCCAUGAGAAGGAGGUCCUGGGACUGCAGAGCAAGCUUCUGGAGCUGAAUGCGGAGCGUUGCCGGGAUGCACAGCGGGUGGAGGAGCUUUUCACCAAGAACCACCAGCUCAGGGAGCAGCAGAAGGCGCUGAAGGAGAACCUGCGGGUACUGGAGAACAGGCUGCGGGCUGGCCUGUGCGACCGCUGCGUGGUCACCCAGGAGCUGGCUAGGAAGAAGCAGCUGGAAUUCGAGAGCUCACACCUACAGAGCUUGCAGCGCAUCUGUGUCCUCACCAAGGAGGUGAGCGGGCUGAAGGAGGAGAACAAGAUGCUGAAGGAGGAGGUGAAGCGGCUUCAGGGCCUGCAAGACAGGCCCAUGCCCCUUGCCAAGGAGGACACCUCGGACCCCCCGUCACCCCUGCUGUUCCCCUCCCCCAGUGGCUGGAAGGCUGUCACUGAGAAGCCUCCUGGAGGCCAUGAGGAGGCUGAGGACCAGCUGGGUCCACGGGGAGAAGAAAAGUUGGUGGGCUACAGGACAUCUCCAGUAGCCAGAAGCUCCCCGGGGGCCAACCUGUCCGAGCCGCGGGCCCCAGACAUGAGCCCCCAGUGCAUCGCCAAUCAGCUGCAUGCAACAGUUGCUGUGGUGCGCCCUGGGUCCCAGACCUGCCCAGCCGAGCGGGGCGCUGCCAAUGGAACACCCCCACUGCUGUCCGCCAGGAGCAACCCACCCAGUCCAACGUACAGGCACAGCCUCCCCCUGGACAGCUUCCUGCGGGCCUCCCAGUCCUCUGCCUUGACCUACGAGUCCCUGCAGUGCUCCCUUCAGGCUGACCGCCUCUGCCUUCUGAACCGCCACUUGCCCCUGCCCCUGCGGACCCCCCAUAGCAGCGCCCAGCCCCAGAGCCUGAAAGCCAGGGAGGCAGAGGCCUGGGAAGAGCCUGUGGGCCUGCUGGGCCUGCCUGGCACUCUGGUGGGCAUGCAGGACCCAAGGCUGGAGGGCGCACUGCACCUACUCCUGGCUCAGCAGCUGCGGGCACAGCGGGCGGCCAGCGCCAGGCUGCGGGGCCCGGCCACACCAGAGGAGACACCUCCCUCCCCGCCAGUUGGCUUGGACUCUGAGAUCCCUGAGAGUGAGGUGCCCGGAGCAGCUCUGGCCCCAGCAGACCUGCCUGGCAGGUGGCAAGCGGAGCCCACAGGCCCAGUCAGCCCUCGGAGCAAGGAGGUCACAGCCACUCAGGACUAUGCCCCAGACAAGCCCUUGGACCUCUCAGACCGGGGUCGGGAACGAGACGCCCCCAAGUCUACUGGUCAACCUGGGCCAUUCAGCCCUGCAGUUGCCCACACUCCCAGUCCAGAGCCACCCACCCUGUCUGGACCCUUGAUCUGCAGCCCCCAGGCACUCAGCAAUGGCACCAAGGAGACCAGAGCACCAGAGCCCAAAGAGUCCCCUACUCCCAUGGACCCUGCACACCCUCCCCCAGGGCCCCACCCCAGCCUGCCCUCUCCUGGCAGGACAGGAGGUGAGGCCACAGGAAGGUCACGGCCAGCACCCCACCCACAGAGGCCUGAUACCGACGAAGCCCCAGAGCUCAGCAAGGCCACCGCACAGAGGCCACAGUCAGAUGAACGGGACGAGCCAGACACCUCAGACAAUGAGGGCCUGAGCUCCAAGGCCAGUGCUGGGCAGUGCCUGCAGGGUCUGCAGCAGAAGAGGAAGCGGGCCUCGGACCUGGAGGGCCAAGCCUCCAAGAAGCCAUCCCGAGGGAGAAGGAAGCCAAAGGAGUCCCUGACCACAGCUGAGGGUCCCAGGAGCCCAAGGGACACCAAGGGCUGCAGUCCCUCACACAGCAACAGUGGCCUGGAGGAGACCUAGCCAGGCCAGGCCAAGGGGUACCACACUUGCCCAGAAGCAACUCUCCACCUGACCAGCCUGGACAGGCCACCCCACCAACCAGCAGAUGGCCUGGCAAGUGGCCCUUCCAGACAGGGCCAUCGAGAUGGAGACAUGGCCUCUGGCUGGUGUUCUACCCUGCUGUUCUCCCAUCUCUGCAAGCCCUGCUACCUGUCCCACAUGUUCAGCUGGGCACCUGCUCUCUCUGGGCAGCAGAACAGAGAGGCGGGGGCAGGGGCUGCUGGGGCCCCAGCCCAGCCCCACCCCCACUCUUUUGGGCAGCACCUUCACCUCCAGAUGCCACAAACCACUCCAGGCCCUGGAGACCCUGCCUGCGGACCCCGCCCAGCCCAUGCCACCAGGUGUGAGCUCCGGGCUUGGUCUCAGGCGCCUCCUAGUGGAGUCCAGCAACGUGGACAGACGGAAGCCCAUGUCUGGUAGAGCCCUCCCAGACAGGGUCCCAGAGCCUAGAGAAUAAACAUGCGAAAGAGGUGGGCCAUCCAGCCUCACCCACCUAGGCAGGUGACCCAAGAGAGGCUGGACUGCACUGGGAUGGACGAGCCGAACUGAGACAGCCCUCUCGCCGUUGAAGGGACCAGGUGCCCUCUGGGAAGGGCUGGAAACGAGAGCAGGGCACCCACCUGGGCAGAGCCCCUUCCUCGCUGGCACACUCUGAGCCCCUGGCCCCACUCCUGCUGCCAGUACACCCACAGAGCAGCACCCAGGACGGUUUUCCUACUUUUGCCUCUGCCUCUGGCUCCUCCAGGGGAGCCUGAGACUCAGACUCCUGGGCCCUGCUCCACCAAACCAGGACCUGAGAGCGCUUUAAGCAACUCCCAGGCGUCUAUGCACAGCUCCCCUGCACAGAAAGAGGGGCAGAGACAGAGGCCCCCAGAUCUCAGCUGGACUUCAGGGAGCCUCAGUUGGGCAACUGGACCAAGGCACAGGGUCAGGGCUCAGUGUGGGGAGAGAUGAGGGAGAAGCCAUCCCUGCGAAGGCCAAGGAAGAGGGCAUCUGAAACCCAGAUUUGGGUUUUGAGGGAUGAGCAGGAGUGUGAUGAGCAGACACAGGGCUCAUGUGUUGUGGAAAGUUUACAAAAAUCAGAACUCUAGGGAAGCAGACCAGAGGUCACGCAGGAGAAACAGGAGGGGGAUAUGGAGCGAUGUUGAGGUGCACAUUCAGGGGGAGUCAGGCAGAGGGAACAACUAGAAAUCACCCGAGGGCUGAUCUGCAGCCAGGACACUCCCUACCAUGCCCUCACAUAAUGCCUGCUAAGAAAACUCUGACCAUAACUGAGUAAGGAGGACCCACUCUGGCCAGGACGAGGCAGGGGUGGCCACAGCAUCAAGGGUGUUAUGGAUGCCCAUAGCUGGGAGUCUGAAACUCAUGCCUAUAGGGAUGGUGGGACACGGGUAAUGACCAAAGAGGUAAGGCUUGGGCCUCACUAACAGGCUUCACACCUUGCUGACUGCGGCCUGUCUGCCUACUGACCUGAGAGGCCAGAGGGACUGAGACCCAGAAGGGAAGUCCAGGUGUGUGUGUGUGUGCACACGCGUGAGAGAGACAGAGAGGGAGAGGGAAGGAGAGGGUAGAAGUCCUUCAGUUCUUAAUCCAAAAUGGAAUAAAGCGCCAGCUGUGUCCUCCAACCACUCUGCUGGCCAGCUUCAGCCUCUGGCCACCACCUGUACUCUCUGACUACCACUGGAUGGGGAGCACA